Lactuca saligna is the source of this 642-nucleotide messenger RNA. NCBI's taxonomy places the organism in Eukaryota, Viridiplantae, Streptophyta, Magnoliopsida, Asterales, Asteraceae. The record is from the annotation of a GenBank genome assembly.
AUGCUUAACAGGGUGGAUCGUAAGAAUCCUGUUUUAGUUGCGUAUCUGAAAACAAUCGAUUCAUCAAUUCCAACGGGAAUUUUGUUGCCACGGGAAGAAAAGAAAUCGAAAAAUUCAAAGAAGGUUGUUCCGACUUCACUUGAACCAAAGAAAAAGGGUUCAAAAACCUCUAAGUCUUUAAAGAAGCAAACUGAAAAUGUUGAAGUGACAAAUGAUGAAACAAAUGUGGUUGAGCCAAUGGUGGACGAAACUCAAGAGAAUGUUAUUAUUCCUUCGAAAACUGGGAUGUUUAGAAGAAUCAAGAUGAAGUCUACUCACAAACGAAAGUCAUCAUCACAGAAGCUGGUUCGCAAACCUCAAAUUACUCAGCAAGGGGUUUUAAUUCAUGAUGUACCUGACCCUGUUUCUCCUGGUUCCAAGAAACCAGUAGCAGAAGAUAUGGAAAAACACUUUUCACAACCGAAGAAGAAGAAAAUAAAGAAGAUUCGCAAGCUUGUUUUAUCUACUGAGUCUACAGACGAAGAUGAACGAAUACCAGAAACUAGAGAUUUCACUCCUAUCAUUACAAGUUCCAUUCCUGAGCAGAAUGUUAUCAUAUCACUUGGAGUUUCGAUUGCCAAGUCAAUUUUUGAGGAGGUUUGA